UGACUUCCUCCCCGCUUCCUGGCAGGCGGGCGCAGCGCAUAUAAAGCUAAGCGCGGGGCGGCGGGAGAGCACCGGCACCAAGCUCAGGAGCCGCUAGGAAGCCGAGAUGGAGCUGUGGUCCCUCUUGUCCGUGGCCUGCCUGGCCCUUUCGCAUGCCGCGGCCUCCCCUUCUGGCCGCCAAGUGAUCCGGGUGGCCCAGCUCUCCACGGACUUUGGGGUCCGGGUGUUCCGGGAAGUGUCCAAGGCCUCCAAAGACCAGAACCUGGCCUUUUCCCCCCACGGCGUGGCUUCGGUGGUGGCCAUGCUGCAGGUGGCCUCUGAGGGAAACACCCGGGGCCAGAUCAAGGGCGCCAUGAGGUUCGGCCUGAAAGAAUGGGGCGUCCCACGAGCCCUGCGGCUGCUGCAGAAGAUCCUGAGUGACCCCCGGAGCAAGGAUGUGGUGCAGAUGGCAGAUGCCCUUUUCGUGCAGCGUGAUCUGCCGCUGGUGCCCACCUUCAUGCUGCGCUUCCAACGACUUUUUCACCAGAUGGUCAAGCAGGUGGACUUCUCGGAGAGCGGCCGGGCACGUGACAUUGUCAAUGCCUGGGUGAAGCAGCACACCAAUGGGAUGAUCCAGGGCUUCCUGCAGGAGGGCACCCUGGAUGCCAUGACACGCCUGGUGCUGGUGAAUGCCAUCCACUUCAAAGGCCUCUGGCAGCUUCCCUUUCCGAAGGCUGCCACUCGCCAGCGUAUCUUCCACAAGCUGGACGGCAGCACCGUUGUGGUCCCCAUGAUGGAGCAGAUGGCUGAAUUCCACUACGGCGAAUUCUCCACCCCGGAGCAGGGGGACUAUGAUGUCAUCGAAUUGCCCUACCAGGGGGAGACGCUGAGCAUGCUCAUUGCUAGCCCCUUCCAGCGGGACGCCCCCCUCUCGGCCCUGGUGACUGCUAUCGACUCCUGCCUCAUCGCAGAGUGGAAGAGCAAUAUGUCUGCCGUGACCCGGCUCCUCGUCUUGCCCAAGUUUUCUCUGGAGAGCGAAGUUGACCUCCGCAGGCCACUGGAGGCCCUGGGCAUGACAGACAUGUUUGAUUGCGAGAAAGCCAACUUCAGCCGCCUCUCAGUGCGGGAUGCCCUCUUUGUGUCUCGGGCGCUACAGAAAGUAAAGAUUGAUGUGAACGAGAGUGGUACCGAGGCCUCUUCUGCCACAGCUGCCAUCGUCUAUUCCCGGAUGGCGCCCUUGGAGAUCGUGCUGGACCGGCCUUUCCUUUUUGUUGUGCGGCACAACCCAACUGGAACCAUCCUCUUCAUGGGGCAGGUGAUGGAGCCCUGAGCGCCCCUCUGCCGCCGGACCUCCCUCUGAAGAGAAGGGGGGCCUUUCUUCGCCCGCCCAGGGAGCCUCCGUGCCAGCGGGAUGACCCACCACCAAGCCCUUUGUGGAAGUCGCUUCUGCUGGGCCUUCUCCCUUGCCUGCCCUGCCACUCCUGGCAUCGAGAACCAGGCACCGGCAAACCAAGUUCCAGGCAGGAGCUCUGCCAGCUGCUCUCAAGGAAUGAAUGCCUGGAUGGAGAAGGUGCCACCGUGGAUGCCAGCCUUGCCCGGGCACUGCCCCUUCGCACUGGAUCAGGGAGCCGGUCCCUCCUCCCCUUCUGGAACAAGAGCCUCUUGGGGGGAGCUGCCCCCCACCGUCUGAACUAGAGCACUUUGGGACUAAGAAGAGAAACUUAAUAUAUGCAGAUAUUUUGUCUUAUUUUUGCACAUAAAAAUACACUGCGACGGCAACUGA
Molecule: messenger RNA, 1762 nt
Organism: Pantherophis guttatus
Lineage: Eukaryota; Metazoa; Chordata; Lepidosauria; Squamata; Colubridae
Gene: SERPINE1
Product: serpin family E member 1
Biological process (GO): negative regulation of endopeptidase activity; negative regulation of plasminogen activation; negative regulation of vascular wound healing
Molecular function (GO): serine-type endopeptidase inhibitor activity
Source: RefSeq, a predicted model, not a curated record